AUGUGUGUCUCCCUGGAAAGGUAUCUGGUCAUUGCCAAGCCGCUGUGGUACAGAUUUAGACGAAACAUCAAAACAUCUGUGUUGGUCUGUGUCACGAUCUGGAUCCUUUCUCUUCUUUAUAAUCUUAGCAUUUAUCUCCUUUUGGAAAUUCAUAUUGUAAAAAUCAUCCAGGUUGCUGGUGUCCUCCUCCCUCUUCUCUUGUUCAUCUUCUGCCUGGUUGGGACCAUUAAAGCUCUGUCUGAAGCUCGCAGUGUCUCUGCUGAGGAAAAACGUCGAAUUGUUUCCAUCCUGGUUGUGGUUUUGCUCAUAUAUAUUUUGCUUUUUCUCCCCAACGUGAUAUAUUAUCUGUUGGAAAAUCACGGGCAAAAUUCAAUCUUCUUUGUUGUGUCUACAAUUGGUCUUUUCCUUAGUCCUCUUGCAGACUCAGCUUUGUAUAUUUUCCUGAGGAAAAGUGCAGUUGACAAGUUUUUGACCUCAUUGUGUUGCUGUGUGACGUCUAAGAAUCAGGAGAUCAGCAGCACUGAUGAUGUCAGCAUGUCAGCUGUUCGGUCUACAGCAGUUUAGGUUCCACUGAAACACAAAUAUCUUCAAAGCUUACUUUUGGAUUAUUUGCAAAGUAUAUUGCUUUCAGAUUAUACAUUUUUCUUUUUUUUUCAUGAUCUUUUGAAUACUAAAACCCAACAAUUGAAGAAAU
Molecule: messenger RNA, 694 nt
Organism: Poecilia latipinna (sailfin molly)
Lineage: Eukaryota; Metazoa; Chordata; Actinopteri; Cyprinodontiformes; Poeciliidae
Product: proto-oncogene Mas-like
Exons: 2
Coding region: 1-564 (187 amino acids)
Biological process (GO): positive regulation of Rho protein signal transduction; phospholipase C-activating G protein-coupled receptor signaling pathway
Cellular component (GO): plasma membrane
Molecular function (GO): G protein-coupled receptor activity
Source: RefSeq, a predicted model, not a curated record